Messenger RNA from Musa acuminata AAA Group (dessert banana), 1640 nucleotides. Its product is annotated as ATP synthase subunit beta, chloroplastic. Gene Ontology annotation, biological process: proton transmembrane transport; proton motive force-driven ATP synthesis. The record is from RefSeq and is a predicted model, not a curated record. Gene Ontology annotation, molecular function: ATP binding; ATP hydrolysis activity; proton-transporting ATP synthase activity, rotational mechanism. The transcript has a single exon. Lineage: Eukaryota; Viridiplantae; Streptophyta; Magnoliopsida; Zingiberales; Musaceae. Gene Ontology annotation, cellular component: chloroplast thylakoid membrane. Bases 1 to 1497 code for a protein of 498 amino acids.
AUGAGAAUCAAUCCUACCCCUUCUAGUCCUGCGGUUUCCACACUUGAAGAACAAAACCUAGGGCGUAUCGCUCAAAUUAUUGGCCCAGUACUGGAUGUUGUUUUUCCUCCGGGCAAGAUGCCUAAUAUUUAUAACGCUUUGGUAGUUAAGGGUCGAGAUACUAUUGGUCAGCAAAUUAAUGUGACUUGUGAGGUACAACAAUUAUUAGGAAAUAAUCGAGUUAGAGCUGUAGCUAUGAGUGCUACAGAUGGACUGAUGAGAGGAAUGGAAGUGAUUGACACGGGAGCUCCUCUAAGCGUUCCAGUCGGUGGAGCUACCCUCGGACGAAUUUUCAACGUUCUUGGGGAGCCUGUUGAUAAUUUAGGUCCUGUAGAUACUAGCACAACAUCUCCUAUUCAUAGACCUGCACCUGCCUUUAUACAGUUAGAGACGAAAUUAUCAAUCUUUGAAACAGGAAUUAAAGUAGUGGAUCUUUUAGCUCCUUAUCGCCGUGGAGGAAAAAUCGGACUAUUUGGAGGAGCUGGAGUAGGUAAAACAGUACUCAUCAUGGAAUUGAUCAACAACAUUGCCAAAGCUCAUGGAGGCGUAUCUGUAUUUGGCGGAGUAGGCGAACGUACUCGUGAAGGAAAUGAUCUUUACAUGGAAAUGAAAGAAUCCGGAGUAAUUAAUGAAAAAAAUAUUGCAGAAUCAAAAGUAGCUCUAGUCUACGGUCAAAUGAAUGAACCGCCGGGAGCUCGUAUGAGAGUUGGUUUGACUGCCCUAACUAUGGCGGAAUAUUUCCGGGAUGUUAAUGAACAAGACGUACUUCUAUUCAUCGACAAUAUCUUUCGUUUCGUCCAAGCAGGAUCAGAAGUAUCCGCCUUAUUGGGGAGAAUGCCUUCUGCAGUGGGUUAUCAACCUACCCUUAGUACAGAAAUGGGUUCUUUGCAAGAAAGAAUUACUUCUACCAAAGAGGGAUCUAUAACUUCGAUCCAAGCCGUUUAUGUACCUGCGGACGAUUUGACCGACCCUGCUCCUGCCACGACAUUUGCACAUUUAGAUGCUACUACCGUAUUAUCGAGAGGAUUAGCUGCCAAAGGUAUUUAUCCAGCAGUGGAUCCUUUAGAUUCAACGUCAACUAUGUUACAACCUCGGAUCGUUGGCGAGGAACAUUAUGAAACUGCGCAAAGAGUUAAGCAAACUUCACAACGUUACAAAGAACUUCAGGACAUUAUAGCUAUUCUUGGGUUGGACGAAUUAUCCGAAGAAGAUCGUUUAACUGUAGCAAGAGCACGAAAAAUCGAGCGUUUCUUAUCACAACCCUUCUUCGUGGCAGAAGUAUUUACUGGUUCUCCAGGAAAAUAUGUUGGUCUUGCAGAAACAAUUAGGGGGUUUCAACUGAUCCUUUCCGGAGAAUUAGACAGUCUUCCCGAGCAGGCCUUUUAUUUAGUAGGUAACAUCGAUGAAGCUACCGCGAAAGCUAUGAACUUAGAAGAGGAGAGCAAAUUGAAGAAAUGACCUUAAAUCUUUGUGUACUGACUCCUAAUCGAAUUAUUUGGGACUCAGAAGUGAAAGAAAUAAUUUUAUCUACUAAUAGUGGCCAAAUUGGCGUAUUACCAAACCACGCCCCUAUUGCCACGGCUGUAGAUAUAGGUCUUUUG